Molecule: messenger RNA, 5246 nt
Organism: Ooceraea biroi (clonal raider ant)
Lineage: Eukaryota; Metazoa; Arthropoda; Insecta; Hymenoptera; Formicidae
Product: calcium/calmodulin-dependent 3',5'-cyclic nucleotide phosphodiesterase 1
Biological process (GO): signal transduction
Molecular function (GO): 3',5'-cyclic-nucleotide phosphodiesterase activity
Source: RefSeq, a predicted model, not a curated record
CAUUGAUAUAUUCAGACAUGUUCUAACGCCAUCUAUUAAAAAUCGGCACGAACUUUCCGGACGACCCAAUACAUACGCAUUUGCGAGGAUUGCGAAAAGACUUUAAGCAUAAUGCAAAUUUUAUUGCGCUUGUUGCGAGAUUCAGUAAAUCUGUCUAUUCCUUCUACGCAGUAAGGAAACUUCCUGAAAAAUCGUUCCAAAUCUGUCCACGUAGGCCUUUGAAGAAACCUUUAUUAAGCGCGAAUCUAAAAUCAGGCGGCCGACGUGAUGAAGCGAUUCGUUACUUACGCCGACAGUCGGGAGAUUUAGCGCGCCACUUAGGAAGGUCAGCCUAGAGCCCCGCUCGCAUUCGUCUCCACUCGCGAAAAAUAUAUGCACUCGAAAUUUCUCGCGAGGAUCGACGACAGUGCCCGUCAACGAGAGUCGCCGAGCUCGCACUUGCGCACUCCCGCCUCGCUCUCGCUUUCGUUUUCUCCUUUCCGCUUUGUAGAGAGACGCGCUUACGCGGAUUGGCUUUCAUCGAGCCGCAUCACCGCACGCUUGCGCGAGAUUUUCGAGGCGAGCUUUCGAGUCCCGUCCGAGUCGCACCGCGGAUCGGGGCACGUGGAGUCUCCUCCGCGAUCUCGCGUCGGAAAAAGCUCCGCCGUGCUUUCCGCCGAUUUUUCGCGCGCCCCGUGCGGAAAUGUCGCGCAAAACUUGCACGCGACUGUCAAGAAAAAAGAAUAGCGAGGUCGGAUUGCGAGCGCGAUACGAGACAUCGACAGUUCUAAUAUUUCUGCGCGUCACGCGCGAACACGUUAGCCGCCGUUUGUCUGUUGAUACUAAUAGUGCGAGCGAGUGAAGUAAAAUUGAUAGUAUUGAAUAAACGUUUUUAUACUGGAAUUGAAGAAAACUUUCUUGAAAUAAUCGCGUUAAUGGAACAGAGCGACGACUUUAAAAAUGAAAGAAAAGUAGCUUCAGCGACGUAGGGGGAGAAAUUAGAAGUGACGAUUCCAAGGAUCGAGGAAGGAUAAUCCAUGCGUCGUCACAAUCGGAUUGUAUCGAGGUCGGCGAUUGAAAAUCCUCCGUGAAUCCCGAGGGACUGUGUUCUGAGUCAUGCACUGAUCCAACAGUUAAAGCUGCUCGACUGCUUGUCGUGCUUUGUUGUCGGGAAUAUCGGGCGAGAAGAUAGUGAUUGCAUUUCUUUUACGCCUAAGAAAUGAGCCAGAGUGAAAGGAGAGCCGUGAGACACGGUCCUAAAGAUCCACCCCCGCCGCCGCCGCCGCCGCCACCCCCUUUGCCGAAGCUUCCGGCUUUCUCGCAUCAAAAGCUCUUCAAGAAAUGCAAGAGUGCCACGUUUCAGCUGGAUGGCGCGACGUACACUAUAGUUGCAUCUCCGCCGGACAGACGGGUCACGAGGGAUGAUAUCGGGGUGGCCUCGGCCGGUGUAGCGGCGAACGCGAACAACGCGGCUGCUACCGGCUGCACCAGCGCGAGCGGCGCGACGUCCACGAGACCACGCCAUCCCUCCACCUCCCCCGGUCGGAACGGCCAACUCUCCAAACAAGGCACUUUGACGAUAGUACGUCGGAGCUCUGGCAAAAGCAGAACCGCCAGCGGUGGGAGUUUCGAAAGUUCCCCGCCGCCGCACAAUCCCGACAACCCCUAUUUAUCGAGCCAUUCCGUUGAUCUCGAAGAGAUCCUCGAUAAUGUCGAUCUUACGACGGACUCGCUUCCUGCCGUUGACACUCCCGACGCGUGCGACAAAGCUGCUCUCAGAUUGAGGUGUUUAUUGAGGCAGCUACAACAUGGAGAGAUAUCCGCCGAACUACUCCAACGAAACUUGCACUACGCAGCUCGCGUACUCGAAGCUGUUUUCAUCGACGAGACCAAGGUGAGUUCAGGCGGGAAUGAGUGCGCUCGGUCAUCACGUAGGGGGGCGGGCCUGACGUCUUCAUCCCUAGGGGGCACCUUGGACUCGGACGGACCACAGGGCCACGCGGUGGUAACCCAGAAACGGAAGCUUCGCACCCCCGUAUGGGCAAGGCGACUGGCGGACGAAGACGACGAGCUGUCGGAAGUGCAGCCGGACGCGGUCCCGCCGGAAGUGCGCGAGUGGCUGGCGUCGACUUUCACGAGGCAGCUCGCCACCACCAGGCGGAAAGCGGACGAGAAACCGAAAUUCCGCUCGGUCGCCCACGCUAUCAGAGCGGGCAUAUUUGUCGAUCGGAUCUACAGGAGGGUCACGAACACCGCCCUCAUGCAAUUUCCGCCGGAAGUCGUGAAAGUACUUAAGACUUUAGACGACUGGUCGUUCGACCUGUUUUCCUUGAACGAGGCCGCUCUGGGCACGCCGGUGAAAUACCUGGGCUACGAUCUCCUCAAUCGAUACGGUAUGAUACACAAGUUUAAAGUAUCACCCGCAGUUUUGGAGUGCUUUCUUGGAAGAGUCGAGGAGGGUUAUUGCAGGCAUCAGAACCCAUACCACAACAACCUACAUGCUGCCGACGUUGCGCAAACGAUGCAUUACAUCCUGUGUCAGACGGGCUUAAUGAAUUGGCUGACCGAUCUCGAAAUUUUCGCCACCCUCGUGGCAGCGAUUAUUCAUGAUUACGAGCACACUGGGACCACAAACAAUUUCCACGUAAUGUCCGGCAGCGAUACAGCGCUCCUGUAUAACGAUCGGGCGGUACUGGAAAAUCACCACAUCUCGGCUAGUUUCCGGAUACUUAAAGAGAAUGACUGCAACAUAUUGCAGAACCUGUCAAGAGAGGAAUUUCGAGAAUUCCGAUCGCUCGUGAUCGACAUGGUUCUCGCAACCGACAUGAGUUUUCAUUUUCAACAGUUAAAGAAUAUGAAGAAUUUGCUAAGUUUAGCAGAGCCAAGCGUGGAUAAAAGCAAAGCCGUUAGUUUGGUCCUCCAUUGUUGCGACAUUUCGCAUCCCGCUAAAAGAUGGGAUCUUCAUCACAGGUGGACGAUGCAACUUCUGGAGGAGUUCUUUAGGCAAGGUGACAAGGAGAGAGAACUCGGAUUGCCGUUUUCUCCUCUGUGCGAUCGCAAUAACACGUUGGUAGCCGAAUCUCAAAUAGGAUUCAUAGAAUUCAUCGUCGAACCUAGUAUGCAAGUUUGCAGCGACAUGCUGGAAAUCGUCCUUGCGCCGUUCACUGUGAAGGAAGCUACGGGAGACGAACCCAGCAACGGUUCGAGUGCAGAAAAUAGGAGAUUCAAAAUUGGCAAGCCCUGGAUCCCGUGCCUCGCUGAAAAUAAAAGGAUCUGGAAGGAGCAAGCCGUUCGAGAUGCGGAAGCGAAAGCGCAAAAGGAGCAAGAACAAAAAGCCAGCGAUAAUCGCGAGGACAGCGGGGGAGUGCAGGCGGCCGCCGAGGAAUGAAAGAUACAACGGGCGAUCAUAUUUCUGAAGAGUCUCUGUAAUUUUAGGCGACGCGGACGCUUGUGAUUUCAUCGGGUGGCGUCUAUCAUAAGCUUAUUGUGGACUCUUUAUUACGCUUACGAAAGUGUCAUUCGGUAGUACAAAUAGACGUAUGUAUGUCGUACACAUUUAGAUGAGUGGAAACGACGAUUUCCGUAAUACGUUGAAGAAUAGUUGGUUUAGAUUGGCACCAAAGGCCCGUAUUUAUAUCCCUCUGCUCUGGUAGAACUCUCUUCGCGUAGAUCAAUCUCAACUAAUUGUGUUUUACGAUUCACGCGAUAAUAUGCGUAAAAUCACCUGAUCUCGUUUAUAGUUGCUUCGUUUUCCAAGAUAAUCACCGUCGAUGUAAAUGAUUGGACAUUUCCUGUCAAUUUGCAAGAUUUUUAUUCGCGCUUACGUUAGUGCAAAAUAUUGUUUCCGUUAGUAUUUUACUAAUAUUUAAAUAAGAUAUUUUUAAUUCUUAAUUUAUAACUGAAAAUUCUGUUAAAUGUUUUUUAUAAGCGAGAGGAUUGUAUAUAAUGCGAUAAGAUAAUCCUUUUGAAUAGAUAUGAACUAUGAAAGACACACACAUUGUAAAAAAGAAAAGCGUAGCGGUUCGAAGCGCAAUCGAGCGUCGAGCGAUGGAAAAAUGAAAAUUUUCCUAAUAUCAGCGAACGUUCAGUGGAAACGGAUAUGUCGGAAAACUAUUUCAAAGUACAUUUGAUUUCUUUUAACGCGGUACAAGCGAUUAUCACUUAAUCCAAGCGAGCAAGGUCUGCCUAUUGGCUGUUAAAUACUGGACUGAUUCAAUAUUCGAAGAAUAUCGAAUGCAUUUCUCCGAAGAUGUAUUUAACUUGAUUUCUCUAGACAGGCAGAGAAGCAAUAAUCAGUAAUACGUAACGAUUAAAUUUUCCUACAAAUAAACUCACGCUUUAAACUAAUUACAAUUAUCGAUGGUGAUUAUAGGACAAAACUUUAUCGGACAAAAACAUUAGAAAUUUCACGUAAAUAAUUUUCUUCGUCCGCUACCGACAAACGUCGCACAAGAGCAUAAGUAUUGCACAAGGAUCUUGUUUUUUAACACUCUUGUUCAAUCAUUUUUACGUAAAUGAGUAAGACUCCGCGAAUAACGCGAAACCUCUGCGUCCUUGAUGCGGUCUCUGCAGACGCAGAAUGCGGGGUGUCACGUUGGCACUUUGCAACGUGUCGCUUGGGACCGGGAGCGUGGCUUGCACGAGAUCGUUUACGUGUUACUUAAUUAGCCGUGAGAGAACGGAAUCGUAGAAACGUCCUUGUAUAUAUAUCGUAUAUAAUAUUCGUUAGAUGUGUAUCCGUAUACACGUGUACUGGUGCAGCAGCUUUAAUGUGUAUGUAUGUAAUGUAAAAAAGAAGAACAAUUAAUUAAUUAAGUGCGGCUACUGUUUAAUUGACGUAUACUAUAUUUCCAUGUACGUGUACGUGCAUACACGCGCAUGCCCGUGUACGUACCUGGGCAAAAAAGAAAAAACGUUAUUUUGUUGGACUUUUCGCGAUGUUGCGGCCGUAGAUACGCGCGCGUGCAACGAUGCGCACGUCCGUACGUAAGCUUGUAAUUAAACAUAUCUGUGAGUGAGUGCGCGUCGUGAUUGCGCGCGUUAAUUCUUGACACGAUGAUGAAACAAUCAUGCGUGUUAUCAUGUCGACGCAUUGUGUCAUCCCAUACUAUGCGUAUUAAGGGAAUCGGAGCCUCCGGUGCCGUCACAAAUUUUUCGAUCACAUUGGCCUUUUCCGAUUUUCAUUGUACUCACAAAAGGUGCUGCUAUUUUUCUUGCAAGUCUCACAUUGUGAUUUAUAGAUGAAUAUAUACGUACAUAUAUAUAUA